UGUCAUUGGGUUAAAGUUUGCCCCACCUUUGUUGCUUAUAUCUGGGCUAGCAUGUGGAGAGAGUAGAGGACAGCUCGUUUUCAGACACACUUAGAGCAGUCAGGUUGCUGAAUACCUCUUUCGUUUGUUGAGUAAGCUAAACACUCAACGAAGCAGUAGCAUGUCGGUCGACAGCGUGUUUAGGACCCGCUCUCUCGGUGUGGCCGCCGAGGGACUUCCUGACCAGUAUGCCGACGGCAAAGCAGCGAAAGUCUGGGAGCUGUACAUCGGAGACACGCAGAGUAGGACGCAGGAAUACAAAAGCUGGGUGGUGUCUUUGCUGAAAGAGCAAGGGGUGCAAAGAGUGCUGGAUGUAGCCUGCGGAACAGGAGUUGACUCCAUCAUGUUGGUGGAAGAGGGCUUUACAAUGGUGAGCGUGGAUGCCAGCGACAAAAUGCUCAAGUAUGCGCUGAAGUCAAGAUGGGAGAGAAGAAAAGAACAAGCUUUUGACCAGUGGGUGAUUGAAGAGGCCAACUGGUUGACGUUACCAGAGGAUAUUCAGAAACCAGGGGCUGGCUUUGAUGCGGUUAUCUGCCUCGGCAACUCAUUCGCCCACUUACCAGACUUUAAAGGGGACCAGAGUGAUCAAAAGUUGGCCCUUCAGAACAUUGCCAGUAUGGUCAGACCAGGUGGGAUCCUCAUCAUUGACCACCGUAAUUACGACUACAUCCUGGAGACCGGCCGGGCGCCACAAGGCAAAAAUAUCUACUAUAAGAGUGAUCUAACUCAGGACAUCUCCACUUCGGUGCUGUGGGUCGACAAUAAGCCCCAUAUGAUCACUCUGGACUACACCAUCCACGUGCCCAAGGCAACCCUUCAAAAUCUUCCUGACGUCAGUAAAUUUCGUCUGUCCUACUACCCUCAUCGUCUGGAGAGCUUCAAAGCUUUACUGACCGAGGCCUUCAACAGCAAAAUGGAGCACAGCGUCUACGGAGAUUUCAAGACGUACGUCCCUGGCCAGAACCAGGCCCCCUGCUACUUCAUCCAUGUCUGUAAGAAGACAGCCUAAGAACAACCUGUUACACACACACACACACACACACACACACACACACACACACACACACACACACACACACACACACACACACACACAACACACACACACACAGUCUGAACAUGCUCCUACUGUCCUCCAGAUUUGGGCAAAAUUCUAUUUGAAUAUGUUUUAAAACAAUAUUUCAUUUUAGAUCUUUUGUUUAAAAAAAAAAAAAAGAAAAGAAGAAGAAGAAUAGAAGCAUAUUGGCACUACAUCAUUUGUGUCCAGUGUUAGCAUAUUCAAGAAUGGUUAUGCCAGUAGCUGUUAUUAUACAUCAUUAUAUAAGAAAAUGUAUUAGUGAUUUUUGCUAUGUUCUAGAAAGUUACAAUUCAAACUUGCUAUUAGUUUUAAUUUUCACUAAUAAUGUUUGCUAAAAUGUUAAAGCCUCUUCCAGGAACAAAUGGUUGAUUCUGAUCUCUCUUUUUAACUUAAAACACAGUGCGUUCCUAAAACUCUAGAAAGGUCAAAGCUAGUUUGAAAAAUAUAUUCAAAAUUUAUCGGACCACUGUUUUGCCCAUAUCUGGUAUUUUCCUAAUAUGCUGUAUGCAGCUUUAGUUUUGUCUUGACCUCAUUUCGCCUUUCUGAACUUCGAUAACCACAAAGAACAUGUGUUAACAUGGUGCUGUACAUUAGUGAUAUUUCUCAUGAUGGAACACUUGAUAUUAAUUGCCAGUAAUGUACGAAGUGCAAUUCCAGACAAUUGCAUUUUAAAAGUUUACCACAAGGGUCUUAAAAACACACAUAAAGCAUCCGUGUUUUGUGAAUACGUUUGCCGUUCUUUUGAUUGUAUUUUUGAGCUCGAAAAGUGGAUCCUAUUCUGGUCUACUGCCUUUCUUUAAAUCUGGCACAGCAUGAUGGCAGUUUUACUUCACUGUUACUGUUGUGGCUGUCGCCACAUGUUCAAUAGUAUUCUUGCUCGACUUGGUGGACGUCACUUAAAUAAGACCAGAGCGAAGUGAACAUUUUUAAUCCCCCUGUUUAGGGUAAACCAGUGGUACUGUCAAUCCAAUCAACAUUCCUUCACCCUACAGUGUUCUUCUCACCAAAUUCCCUCCAACUCCAGAGCUACAUAACCUCUGACCUCUCUGAACCUGAAAAUGUCCACUAAAGACUGCUCAUGGUUAUAACGGUUUCUAAUAUUUAAAUGUAAUUUGCCUUUUUUUUUUUUUUUUUUCUUUUUUUUUUUUUGCAAUUUAUAGCAUUUUUGUUUGGUUGGUUUCUAGGUUCUGUUAUUUCAUAGUACAAUUCAUUUACUUUAUUUGAGCUAAAUACAGCCUUUACAUGUUCUGGGCACUAAUUAAUGCAGGCCAGGAAUGAAAGUCAGCCUUUUUUAGUCCUAUUGAGGAUUCAUCCAAAACUACUACCAGAAUCAUUUCAGGAAUACUCAUAUUCGUUGCUGUGUGUACUAAAACUGGUUAAAAAUCCAAACCGUUGCAUUACAGUAAUAGCAUAGACAACCCAACUGUAUUUAAAAUUGUGUUAUCAACCAAAUAUAUUUCAAAAGUGUUAUUUUCUGCUCAAUCUUAGUUUAUUUUUGCUUUAAAAGUGCAAGAAACCUGAUUGUUAUGCAAUUGUGCUGCACAGUACAUUGUCUCAAAUAAUUGAGUUUAGCCAAAUAAUGAGGGGAGCAUGAUGAAAGAAUAAUUUAUUUUUGCUGUUUUAUCCAGGUUCAAAUACAUUUUGCUUCGACACCAAAUAAAAAAUUUGUUUUUCACUGAAAUGAGAAAGGUGCUCUACCAGAGAGAAAUCAAAUAUUAUCACUACCCCUGCUGUUUGCCUAAACAGGAGUGCACUGUGCAUUCAAAUGUUGUGCCAGUGCCUCUUGUAGAACUACAUUUACGGUACGCAGAAGUUUGUAAUUGAGAUCAACAGUAGGUUCAGAAUGUGUUAAGAAUGGCUGGAUGUUUGAGUGGCCUUGAAAGUUUAUGUAGAGAUUUCACAACAGUCUUAUCAUGUUGCCAGAUCUUAAAAAUAAAGUGUAAACAUUUUAUAAUGAACAAGGAUUAUUGGAAUUAUUUUGCAUGAAAUAAAAAAUAUUUUAAGUAAGUAAA
Molecule: messenger RNA, 3129 nt
Organism: Perca fluviatilis (European perch)
Lineage: Eukaryota; Metazoa; Chordata; Actinopteri; Perciformes; Percidae
Gene: gnmt
Product: glycine N-methyltransferase
Exons: 6
Coding region: 161-1048 (295 amino acids)
Biological process (GO): S-adenosylmethionine metabolic process; one-carbon metabolic process; protein homotetramerization
Cellular component (GO): cytosol
Molecular function (GO): S-adenosyl-L-methionine binding; glycine binding; identical protein binding
Source: RefSeq, a predicted model, not a curated record